Molecule: messenger RNA, 4590 nt
Organism: Polypterus senegalus (gray bichir)
Lineage: Eukaryota; Metazoa; Chordata; Cladistia; Polypteriformes; Polypteridae
Gene: mlh3
Product: mutL homolog 3 (E. coli)
Exons: 13
Coding region: 1-4023 (1340 amino acids)
Biological process (GO): mismatch repair
Cellular component (GO): mismatch repair complex
Molecular function (GO): ATP hydrolysis activity; mismatched DNA binding; ATP-dependent DNA damage sensor activity
Source: RefSeq, a predicted model, not a curated record
AUGAUCAAGUGUUUGCCCGGAGAUGUUCAAGCGCUGCUGCGCUCAGGACUUGCCACCUGCUCAAUGGCCCAGUGUUUGGAGGAACUCUUAUUGAACAGCAUCGAUGCUGGAGCGUUCUGCGUGGCUGUCAGGGUGGAUAUUGAGGCAGGGAAAAUUCAAGUAGUGGAUAAUGGUCAAGGAAUGGACAGAAACGAUCUGGAGAAUGUGGGCAAGAGGUACUUUACAAGUAAGUGCAAUAACUUAAGAGACCUUGAAAAUCUGAAAUGUUAUGGUUUCCGGGGGGAAGCCAUUGCAAGCAUUACAAGUGUUGCCAAUGUGGUGGAAAUUUCAUCAAGGGUCAGCAGAUCUCCCUGCACAUUCGUCAGAGUUUUUAAGGAUGGGAAGCCGUUGGAGGUCUAUGAAGCACCGACCACCAGACCAAGCUCUGGCACUACUGUGACAGUAAUUAAUUUGUUUUACAACCUGCCAGUACGAAGGAAAAACACAGAUCCCGUUUUGGAGUGUGAGCGGAUGAGGCAGAAGAUGGAGGCCAUCUCGCUCAUGCACCCUUUGGUAUCAUUUACUUUGAAGAACAAUGACACUGGUGCCACAAUUGUCCAGCUGUCAAAGUCAGGAGAUACUUACCACAGAUUUACACAGAUAUAUGGCUUGGCAAAGGCUCAGAAGUUAGGUGAGGUGGACCAUGUUUUUAAACAGUUUGAAGUCACUGGCCAUAUAGGUCGAGAGGGGCACUACAACAGCAGCAUCCAGUUUGUGUUUGUAAAUGGAAGACUUGUUUUAAAAACAAAACUUCAUAAAUUAAUAAAUUUUUUAUUAAAGAAAAUGAGUGUGAUAUGCAGACAAAAGGGUAGUCCUAAACAAGGAGCAAGUGUUAAAUCCAAGGCCAGUACAGAUCUGUUUGGGGUUUAUAUUAUUAACAUUAAAUGCCACUGUAUGGAGUAUGAUAUAUGCCUUGAGCCUGCAAAAACUUUAAUAGAGUUUAGAGAUUGGGAUUCUGUGAUGGCAUGCCUGGAGGAAGGUGUCAAAAGGUUCUUAACAAGGGAGAAUUUAAUAACAGAACUGUCAAGCACAGAUCUUACAGAGUUCAAUGAGGAAAAUAAUGUCAUCGGUUCAUCAUUUCAUGCUUACCUGGCAGAUAAAGGAAAUGCAAUUUCAGAAAUAGGCAAAAGUUAUGAAAUUAAAUCCUUGGACUCCAAAGCUGUAAGACGGCCUUUGCCAAAGGCCACUGAUGUAACAUCACAGUUAACAUUGAAACCUGAGAGUCCACAAGAUGGUUGCAUGUCUGUGCCUGUUAGAAAAAAAUCAGAGUGCAGUCCUGCCCUGAGAUUGGACAUGGACAAGGACAAGACCAUGUCAAAGACACACAGUUCAGAAACAAAGUCAACCAAAAAUCAUACUGUACCAUAUAUAGCAGCAGAAGUCUCAGAAGGAAGUGUCAACCUGGGGCUUUUGGAAAAUGUGAAUGAUGAAUCAAAUUUGUGCAGUAAUAUUCCUGUGAUUAGCACAAUACAACAACUAGAUACCGUGGAAAGCAUUAAAAAAAGGGUAGCUGAAAACAGUGGCUUAUGUGAGAAAAAAGUAAACGAAUCUGAUGAUGCAAAUACAGACGUCUCACAAGAAUAUUUCUGUUGUAAUGUUGAACAACCUAUAGAGAGUGAAAUAAUCUGGCAUGAGGCAAGCAAUCCUUGUCUCUCUACUGUUAGGCUUUGUUCAACAGACGUUCUAAAUUGUCAAAUGUCAGAAGGCAGUGACAGCAUAGUCUGUGACACUCAGGAAAAGCAUUAUCGCCUGGGACCAACACCUGCCCGGGACAUAUUUAGAGCAAAACAGACCAGUGUGAAAGAACAAGAACUGCCUUCUAAGAGUGGCUCAGCGUGUUCCAAGCAGCCACUGAAGGACAGUAGCCUUUCUGAAUGGCAAAAGUGCUGCAGUCAGAGUGAUGAUAUAAUUAAUAAAAGUGCCAGUCAAGUAAGCCAUCCAGAGUUAAAAAAGACUUUGGCAAAUUUGUCUGCAGAGACUAAUAUAAGUAUAAGAUGUCUUAGAGGAGCCAGUGAUGCAUCAGAAUGUAACAUUACAAGACCCCCAAAGCUGUCUUUGCCAGUGACAACCGGUUCUUUAGAUAGAUUUAAAAUGUUUUAUGGAAAAAUGUCUUUAUCUGGACUUCAGAUUCAUCAUCAAAGUAACAACAACAGUGAUGCACCUCAUAGGAAAAGAGCCAACAAAGUAGAAGAUGCAAUUAGUGUAACUAGCUGCCCUACCGGCUUGAAACAGCAUGAGAAAAUAGGUUCUGUUACUUGUGCUAUGUUGCCUGUACUGGACACUCAGCCAUACAUGUCAGGAUGCACAGGAUCUCUGGCUGCAAAGCUCUCAAGACUAAAAAGAAGUAAUAAAACAGAUGUGACAGAAAUUGAGAAACACCAGCCUUUGAGGCUUGAUAAUGUCCCCACUGGCAGCAUUCCUCAAGAGCGUUUUGUCUCUCAACAGAACAAGGACAUUGUAGUAGCCCACGCAUCAAACAGCUUGACAGAUAAAAUGUUUACUUCAGCAGUUGAUUCUCAAAUGGAUGUUACUCAAAGGUCCAAUCAAAACAUUCCAGAAGCUGCAGCUAAUGAAGGCUGUCAGAAUGCUCCACUAUCGGUUUUAGAAGACUGUUUUUUCUCUGAGAGUAAUGGCAAAAUCAUUUCUGUUCCCAGUGAUACAGAGGGCGCUACACGGAGCCACAAUUGUGAGAACAUCACGGAAGUUUUGUUUUGUAUGAAUAAAAAGGAGGAAUCUGGUAAUGACUUGAAGGAUACCUUGAUAGGUGAAUCAGAAGUAAUGGCAACAUCAAGCACAACCAACUCAGACUGGAUUGAGCACUUGGACACAUCGCUGGGUAGGAUGGUUUACAUCAACAUGGUCACUGGGCUGAGCAAGUAUGAGGCACCGAUAGAAGAGGCUAAAUUUGAAUGUUUAAAGGACCUGACAACCACCAAAGUGCAAUGUGUGUCCAACAAAGGCAUCCAGUAUGAAUGCUAUCCUUUCAAAACAGAUAUUAUAAUUCCUUUUCUUCCCAAAGAAGGUCCAAAGAGAGCUAGAUGUGAAGAAGAUAGCAGAGCUAAGGCAGAUCAUCCAGAUUCCAUCCAUGCUCUUUUGUCUGAAUGGGAGAAUCCUGUGUUUCCUAGGCACCCUGAGGUUGCCGUAGAUGUCAGUUGUGGACAGGCACCAGGUCUGGCAGUAAAGAUCCAUAACUUUCUCUUCCCUUACCGUUUUACCAAGCAAAUGAUGACUUCUGUGAAGGUUGUACAGCAAGUGGAUAGUAAGUUCAUCGCCUGCCUUUUCAAUACCGGAACUGGUUUGGAUUCAGACAAAGAGGCCAACUUGUUGGUGUUAGUGGAUCAGCAUGCUGCAGAUGAACGGAUUCGCCUGGAAAUGCUAAUUGCAGAUUCAUAUGAAGCUCAUACAGAUGCCUCAGGACAAAAAACACUCUGCACGUCGAGUGUGUAUCCCCCGUUAGAACUUGAUUUGUCUGAAGAGGAUCUCAGACUUCUGAGGUCAUGCCAUUCCUUUCUGCGACUCCUAGGGUUGGAUGUGUCCUUUGCUAAGAAUGGAAGCUCAAGAAUAUUUGUAGGAAAAGUACCUGUGUGCUUCAUUGAAAGAGAAGCCAAUGAGCUCCGUAGGGGAAGACGGACCAUCACAAAGUUGUUAGUGGAAGAAUAUGUCAGAGAGCUGAUAGAGCUAAUUUGCUCAACUGGGCGGUUGAGAGGAACCCUGCCUUUGACAGUCCUAAAAGUAUUGGCUUCGCAAGCCUGCCAUGGUGCUGUCAAAUUUAAUGAUCCAUUGACCAGAGAAGAGUGCUGCCAGUUAAUCAGAUCCCUUUCAGUCUGCCAGUUGCCCUUCCAGUGUGCUCAUGGAAGACCUUCCAUUAUUCCAUUGGCUGACCUUGACCACUUGGAGACUGAUGAACAGGAUCUACCAAAGCCUAACCUGCUAAAACUGAGACAAAAAUAUGAAGAAUGGCUACUACAUGGAAAAAAACUUUGAACAAAACUAAGACUCUCAGCAACUGGCAGCUGCUUCUCACUCGACUGCAAAGAUGACGUCGGCACGCCAGUAUGUCUCCUCCUCAGCACAGGUGAAGUUGAGGUAGUACCAUCGUAAUCAAAAAACUGACCAACUUUUUUUUAUUUUUAUAUUGAGCAUUAAUUUAUGCACAAUUACAAAUUGCUGUGGAUAUCAUAUUGACAUACAUCACAGUACCUAUCAUCAUAUAAUGGAUACGAUAAUAGCCAGCACCAUAAAACAAUGCACACAAGCUUAGACCAUUUCCUUGUGCUGCCCCUGCCCUUUUUUUUUCUUUUAACCCUUACCACAGUAGAAAUUAUCAGUAAACAUAAAAAUACAAAUGGUGCAGUAACCAUCAUUGAUUAAUAAUAAAACAAACAAUCAACAAAAUAAAACAAUAAAGUGGGUGUUCAUUUGGGAUUGUCAGGGUUUUAGGGUUAGACAGGGGUGUCACUGACGAGAUGGUCUUGAUUGUUAACUGUAGGCAGCAGUGAAUUCAAUAUGUUACAGUGUUCUGUAUAUUCAGUAAGCUUUGCACUCAUAUGC